UUGUAAUAGAUAUAGCAUGAGUUUGAUUUGGAAAUUGAACACGGUUUCUUCUUUACAAAAGAAGUUCAUUUUAAGUUCGAGAUUAAAACUUCCCUCAAACCGACUCUCGUCACAUCAUACUGUUAAAAAUGAUGUUCCUUAUGAGAGUUCCAUACACCGGAAAAAAACUGAAAAUUCAAUAAAGAACAAAAUACCAACUGAAGCAGAUGUAGUUGUCAUAGGGGCUGGCAGUGUUGGAUGCAGCACAGCUUAUCAUCUUUCUAAACUCGGUGCUGGAAAAGUUGUCAUGCUUGAAAAAAGUCAAAUCACAUCAGGAACAACUUGGCACACAGCAGGUAUAUUGUGGAGCUUCAGACACAGUGAGUCUGAAACGAUCAUGCAACUUCAGACGAGGGAUCUGAUCAGUAAGAUAUUGCCCGAAGAAACAGGUGAAGAUGCAGGCUGGUUGGAGACAGGAACAUUAAACUUAGCAAGAACAAAACAUCAGUUUAUAGAUUUUCUACAAAACUCAGCGUUUGCCAAAACAAUGGGUGUGGAGAUGCUUCAAUUGCAACCAAAUGAGAUUAAUGACAUUCAUCCUUUGUUAAACACCAGUGAUCUGUAUGGUGUUAUAUAUUCGCCAGCUUGUGGUACUAUGGACCCAGCUACAUACUGCAUGUCUUAUGUAAAAGCUGCUGCAAAAUAUGGCUUGGAGAUGAUUGAAAACUGCACAGUGAAAGGCAUAACUACGAAAGAAGAUUACCUUGGCCUAAAAAGAGUGCAAUCUGUGGAGACUAAUCUUGGGACAAUCAAAACAAACAAUAUUGUUAACUGUGCAGGAGCAUGGGCACCUUAUAUAGCACAGACAAUUAAUGAGAAUGUGCCACAGCUGGUGUAUAAGCAUGCUUACGUCGUAACUGAAGCAAUUGAAGGCAUCCUUAACACUCCAAUGGUCAAAGACCAUGGUUCAAUCUAUAUAAAGCCACAGGGGAAUGCAUUGCAAUUCGGGGGAUAUGAAACCAACCCAAUUUUGGUGGAAAACUUGCCUCAAGAUUUUUCUUUUGGUCUUUAUGAUUUGGAUUGGGACAUCUUCAGUAUCCACACAAAUGCAGCCAUCAAUAGAGUACCAGCAGUGGAAACAACUGGAAUUAGAUCAACUGUUUGUGGACCGGAAUCCUUUACACCUGAUGGGCAACCAAACAUGGGAGAAUCUACACAAGUGAGAGGAUAUUUCCAUGGGAGUGGAUUUAACAGCGGAGGAAUGAUGUUGGGAGGAGGAGCAGGAAGACAACUCGCUCACUGGGUCAUUCAUGGAAAACCUGAAAUUGAUUUGGUGAACUGUGACAUCAGGAGGCAUCCUAUAAAUCUAUCCAACCCAAACAAAUGGUUGUUGGAAAAAUGCCACGAGAAAUUUGCAAGGCGGUACAGCGUUCAUUUUCCCCAUGAUCAAAGUCUUGGUGGAAGAAACCAACGUAAAGGAAGAUUGUAUCAGGAGCAUGCUGAUGCUGGUGCUUUGUUUGGAAAUAAGUUUGGAUUUGAGCGUCCGGCGUAUUUUGUCAAGGACAAAGACGGCCACCCACAAUCUAACCUCAAUGUGCUUGAAUAUGAUUUCUAUCGUGCUUAUGACAAUAAACCUCAUGAUCGUGACUAUUAUUGUGAUGAAGUUUUAAAAGAUUGUACUUUUGAAUUUCCGGAAAAAAGUCAUGAGUUGAUUGGUGACGAAUGCAUGAAGUGCAGAAACUCAGUGGCUGUGUUUGACUUAUCAUAUAUGGCUAAGUUAUACAUUGGUGGUAAGGAUGCCAAUCAAACAGUGACAAGGUUGCUUACUAGGGAUAUAACCAACACCAACAAUCGCUUUGUAUAUUCUCUUAUGUUGAAUAAAGAUGCAGGUGUAGAAUGUGAUGUUUUGGCUACGAAGAUUACAAACAAAUCUGGAGAAACUGAAUAUUACAUAACUGCUCCUACAUCCGCUGCCCAACACUGCCAUUCUCAUAUUCAACAUUUAAUACAAAAUGAAAAGUUACAUAGCACUGUAGAAGACCGAACGGAAGACAUCUCUAUCAUCAGUGUGCAAGGACCAAUGAGCGGGCAUGUGAUGUAUGAAUUGACCAAAGACACUGCCCUGGAAAAGUUAAAAUAUGCCCAGUGGAAGUCAACUAAAGUUGGUGACAAUGAGAUAAUGCUUGGCAGGGUGUCAUUUGUUGGAGAAUUUGGGUUUGAGAUCCACUGCUCAAGUGACCAUGUUAACCAGAUAUUUGCACAAGUUAUGGAUAAGGUGCAUAAGCAUAAUGGUUGCAUGGCAGGUUUCAGAGCAAUGGAAUCACUCAGCACUGAAGCAGGAUUCCACCACUGGCCUCACUCAUUAAAUGCAAAUAUAAACCCCAUAGAAGCACGCCUAACCCAAUUCUGUUCACCAAGUACAAAGUACUUAGGUGGGGAAGCACUGGAGAGUCUAAAAUCCUUACCUAACCAAAAACUUCUUGCUUACUUUACUGUGGACAGCAAUGUUCCACUUAUCGGCCAUGAAAUUAUUUGGAGAAAUAAUGAUAUUGUUGGUUUCCUGCGCUCUUCUGAUUAUGGGUACUCCCUUGGAACUAACAUAGGUUAUGGAUAUGUUACGAUUUCAUCAGUGACCGACAAGAUUAUUGAGAGUGGUGAUUAUCAAAUUGAAAUAAUGGGAGAGAGGUAUCCGGCCAAAGCAAGCAUUACCACCCCAUAUUUACCACACUUGUCCAAAAUGUUUAAAAUGAGAAAAUUUACAUAACUAGCUGCAGUGUAUGAUUCAAAAGUUUUUCGCUUACGUGUUUUUUGUUUUUUUUCUUUGCAAUGAUGCAAAUAGAUUUCUGAUCUUAGGGAACAGACGUAGUGUAGCACAUCUAAUUAAACAUAGAAUGCAUUAUUUUUCCGAGGUUUUUAUGCAACUUUGUAGUGUUUUACUUUUAAUUGUCGAUUCUUCACUUUGUUCUCACUUUUUCAGGUGCUGUGUUUACCUUUUAAUUUUGCACAUGAUAUAAUUAAAUGUUUUCCUACUCGAGUAGUUGUGACUAAUAAAAUCAAUGAGAGUG
Messenger RNA from Ciona intestinalis (vase tunicate), 3044 nucleotides. The record is from RefSeq and is a predicted model, not a curated record. NCBI's taxonomy places the organism in Eukaryota, Metazoa, Chordata, Ascidiacea, Phlebobranchia, Cionidae.